GUGUUCUCGUCACUCAUCCACUCACUCUCCAGCCAGAGAAGAAAACAACAGCAAGCCUUCAAGAUGACGUCUUCUUCUUCCACUCGCUCCUUCAUGUCCACAUCAGGAUCCACCAGACGUGCUGGAAGUGUGUACGGUGGUGCCGGAGGAUCCGGGGUCCGCAUCUCUAGCUCCUCUGCUUCUCGUUCCUAUUCUUCUGUUGGUGGAGCAGGCUAUGGGGGUGGCUUUAACUUGGCCGAUGCUGUUGAUGUGUCUACAAAUGAAAAAGCCACCAUGCAAAAUCUCAAUGACCGCCUGGCCUCUUACCUGGAGAAGGUGCGGAUCCUUGAGAAAGCCAACACUGACCUUGAGCUGAAGAUCCGCCAGUUCCUGGACAGCAAAACUUCUCCAACCUCUCGGGAUUACAGCGCCUACUACGCCACUAUCAGUGAUCUUCAGACCAAGAUUCAGCACGCCACUGGUGUUAAUGGAGGAAUCUACCUCAGCAUUGACAACGCCAAGCUGGCUGCAGAUGACUUCAAAAUGAAAUUUGAGAACGAGCUCACCAUGAGACAGGCAGUGGAGGCAGACAUUUCUGGUUUGAGGAGAGUGCUGGAUGAUCUGACAAUGUCCAGAUCUGAUUUGGAGAUGCAGAUUGAGGGUCUCAAAGAAGAGCUGAUCUUCCUCAAGAAGAACCAUGAAGAGGAACUCUUGGCAACACGCUCUCAAAUGAGCGGACAGAUCAAUGUAGCAGUUGACGCCCCACCGCAGGAAGACCUCACGAAGAUCAUGGCGGAAAUCCGUGAACAUUACGAGGCCGUCGCUGCAAAGAAUCGCAAAGAACUUGACGUUUGGUUCCAGACCAAGACCGAAUCACUUAACAAAGAAGUCGCUGUGAGCACAGAAAUCCUCCAAACAUCAAAAUCGGAAAUCACAGAGGUUAAACGCACACUCCAGAGUCUUGAAAUCGAACUGCAAUCACAACUCAGUAUGAAAGCGUCAGUGGAAAGCAGCCUGGCAGAGACGCAGAGGCGCUUUUCUUCCAUGUUGUCCGGCUACCAGAAUCAGGUGACCGCCAUGGAACAGCAGCUGACGCAACUUCGUGGAGAUCUGGAGCGUCAAAGUCAGGAGUACCAGAUGCUUCUGGACAUCAAGACCAGACUGGAGAUUGAGAUCGCAGAAUACAGAAGACUCCUGGAUGGAGAGUCUGUGAGCACUGUCUCAACCACAAGCAAAUCCUCGACUACACGUAAAGUUGUGACCAUUGUGGAGGAGGUGGUGGAUGGUAAAGUGGUGAGCUCAUCUUCUCAGGCCACGAGCCAGACCACGACCAGCUAAAACACUCUUGAGCUAAAACAUCCAACUCAACAAAGUGAACCAAUAAACUGGUCCAAACGUGAA
This is a messenger RNA of Triplophysa dalaica, 1380 nucleotides long. RefSeq names its product keratin 92 (gene krt92). Bases 64 to 1317 code for a protein of 417 amino acids. Gene Ontology annotation, molecular function: structural molecule activity. The transcript is spliced from 7 exons. Lineage: Eukaryota; Metazoa; Chordata; Actinopteri; Cypriniformes; Nemacheilidae. The record is from RefSeq and is a predicted model, not a curated record.